Messenger RNA from Symbiodinium pilosum, 1812 nucleotides. The record is from the annotation of a GenBank genome assembly. Lineage: Eukaryota; Dinophyceae; Suessiales; Symbiodiniaceae.
AUGGAGGCCAUUUUGGACCGGGAGUUUUACCACUGCUCCAGAGACUGUGAUGUCGACUUUUGCCGAAACUGCCAUGCUGAACUUCAGGAAGUAUUAGACAAACACUUUACUGCGCGGAGCUCGACCAUGCCAACCGCACAUUUGGUUGAACGCAUGCUUUGGACUAUGCACGUGACCGACGAGCUUGCCUGGCAGAUUGUGCACCGAACGCAGCACGAACGCAUGACACUGGCAAGUGCGCUUGCAGAGGAGUUGCCGUUGGGGAUGUUCUCAGACCUCGUCACGGCCGUUGUGGACGUGUGCAACGCAAAGGUUCUGUACAACGCCUCAAACGGAGCCGUAACGUCAUCCGUGAGCCGUUCGUACAUGCAACAAGAGCGCUAUGAGCAGCAGUCUUGCCCUUUAUACGAAGAUGAUUGCUUCUGGAAGACUGUCGGCCUUUUGCAAUUCCUCUAUGCCAGCAACACGCUUCGAAAAGAGUUGCCGGAUUGCGUACAGUGCGAGGGCGAACAACGCCCUUCAGUCAGUGCCUUAAGCUUCGUGCCAGAGGCGAUCAACCAGUGUCGCCCGGAAGUGGAGUGGGAGCAUUGGAGCAGGAGACGCGAAACAGGCGCUCUACCGAACAUCCUUGCAUCACAGAACUUCACAACAGAAUCGCAAGAAUUUCGGUGCCUCGCCGCUCAUGCCAAUAUUCUGCCCAUCAACUUUCGGAGGAGUUGCGUAGUUCAAGAUGUGCGUCAGUGCUGCUGCGAUGCCGUUGGACACGCGUGGCAAGAGCUGCUUGCCAGGCGGGUCAUCGUUGGGCGAGAGCCCGAGAUUCUUGUUGCCGACCUGGAGGCCUUCCUUUGUGAAGAGACUGGAGAGGCAAAGGGGAAAGCCCAAGAGCGAGCUGACAUGGACGCGUUGCAGAUGAUGCCUCGAGAGCCUGAAGGAAGCGGCCGCCUACAGCAGCAGAGCAAUACAGAAACAAAUGAAGCUGAGGGACGUGAAACUGCAACGAGAGCGACCUCCGCACAACUGCUGCGCUUGCCUUUCCAUGUGGCCUUCCGUGGAGAAGACGGGCAAGGGCCGGGAGUCAGGAAGGAGUUCUUUCAUGUUGCAACGCGGGCAUUUCUCACGCUUCUGUUUGAAGAAGUGUGCAGCCGCCAGUACUGGUUCAAGAUGGUCGACAGACCAGGUGCCUUCUUUGUCAUCGGUCUGCGCCAGGUCUUGGACUACCAGGGACCUGACAUCCUGGAACAUUUCGGCGAGCUCGGCUGGGAGCGUACAGGAAGGCUGCAUGGGCAGCAAUUGACGCAGGCCUCCAAAACAGACUUCGUGGAUGCAUAUAUUGAGUGGCACCUUAGCGACCGCGUCGAAGCACAAUUCAAGCCCUUCAGCCGUGGAUUCAAGCUGGUGAUUGGCGAUUCAGACAUGCUUCGAAUGCUGGAUGCAGAGCAGCUUGAGUGGAUUGUCUCCGGUGCUCAGCGUCCUGUCGACAUGGCUGCUGUGCGAAGCCGUGCUGACCAUGAGGGGUGGAGCCUUGAGGAGCAGGCUUCGUACUUGGAGCCAUUCUGGGACUUCAUAGAGGGCCUCUCAGAGGACGAGAAGAAACGAUUCCUGAUCUUUGUCACAGCAUCGGAUCGGAUGCCGAUGCGAGGCUGGUCAAGCCUGCGCAUCCUGGUCCAGAAAAAUGGCUCUGGAGACGACAGGCUUCCGACAGCGUACACAUGCUUCUCUCUGCUGCUGCUUCCCCUCUACAGCAGCGUGGAGGUGCUGAAAAAGAACAUGCUUCUGGGCAUGACAAACUCCGAGGGAUUUGGUUUAAAGUGA